Adelges cooleyi (spruce gall adelgid) is the source of this 840-nucleotide messenger RNA. RefSeq names its product casein kinase I-like. Gene Ontology annotation, cellular component: cytoplasm; plasma membrane; nucleus. The record is from RefSeq and is a predicted model, not a curated record. Gene Ontology annotation, molecular function: ATP binding; protein serine/threonine kinase activity. Gene Ontology annotation, biological process: endocytosis; peptidyl-serine phosphorylation; signal transduction. Lineage: Eukaryota; Metazoa; Arthropoda; Insecta; Hemiptera; Adelgidae. The coding region runs from base 1 to 840 and encodes 279 amino acids. The transcript has 6 exons.
AUGGGGAGAAAUUUAUACACAAAUGAAAAAGUCGCUAUUAAGCUCGAAUCUCUCAAGACCAAAUCGUUGCAAUUGAUUUUUGAAAACUAUUUUUACCACGCCCUCGGCGCUAAAGAAGGUUUACCAGAAGUCUACUAUUUCGGUACUAUUGGACUAGAGUAUUCAGCUUUAGUGAUGGAAUUAUUAGGUCCAUCUCUAGAAACACUUUUUCAAUUUUGUGGGAAAAUAUUUUCCUUAAAAACCGUACUGAUGAUUGCUAUUCAAAUCAUAUCCAGAAUCGAGUAUAUACACAGUCGUAAUUUAGUUUACAGAGAUAUAAAACCUGAAAAUUUUUUAGUUGGGCUACAAGAACAACUCUUCCCUUAUCGGAAGGCGACAAACAACACAAUUUACAUUAUUGACUUUGGUCUAGCUAACACAUACAUAAAUCCGGAAACUAAAACUCACAUUCCAUUUAGUGAACAAAUUGGGCUCAUAGGAACACCUAGAUACAUGAGCGCCAACGCUCAUAAGCAAAGACAACAAAGUCGCAGGGACGACUUAGAAUCAAUCGGUUAUAUGCUACUUUAUUUUGUCAAAGGAGAAUUGCCUUGGUCUGAACUCGAGACAACCAAAGAAGACAUAGACGCAAUAGGAAAAAUUAAAACUAAAAUUUCUGCAGAAAAAUUAUGCAAAGAUUUGCCGGAAGAAUUUGCUGAUUACUUUCGAGCUGUCAGAAAACUCGAAUUUAUGGAAUCACCAGAUUAUGAUGCUUUGAAAUUUCUCUUUGAAACUGUUUAUGAACUUAACAGGUUUCCAGACGACGGUUUGUUCGAUUGGUCGACAACGUGGAUUCAAUAG